AAAUCAGGUCUAAAGUUGGACUAAACUUGGACUAAACGUGGUCUAGACCAGGACUGUCUCUGGUCCUAUUUUUGCUCUGGUUCUUGGCUCUUUUUUGCAGGGUUUUCGGGCUCCUGGGGGCCGAUCGCUUGGGGCCGAUCGCUUGGGGCCGAUCGCUGGAGACGAUCUUUAGGGACUGAGCCUCUGUGGAUUUUUGAGUUGCUCCAGAUUCCACUUUUUGUUUGACUUUUGGUGGACUUUUUAAAUAUAUUUAAACAUUUUAAACUCUUUUUAAAUCCUGUUUUCUUUCAUUUUUUCUCUGCCGAAUCGUCCUCGAGGAUCUGCGUCUGUUGGGACCAGGAUCUCUCCGGAUUUCACUUCAAAACGUCUCCAGUUUUGUUUUUUGCUUUUUCAAAUUUAAAACAUUUUUAUUAGACUUUUUCAGUCAAAUCUCUGUCUUUUUGGCAUUUUUGCUUCAUAUUUUUGUGUCAGAAUCUGCCACAGAGGAAACUGCUCAGGUCACUCUCAUUUGUGGUUUUUGAAACUGAUUUUUAACAUUUUUUUAUUUUAAACAUUUGUAAAGAUUCCCCUCAUAUUUUUCCUGUUCUUUCUCAUCCAGAGCAGAUUCCGCUGCGGCUGAAGAAUUCUUUUGGGAAAACUCUCGCCCUCCGUCUUUUCACUCUUUUUACUUUGUCAUUAUUUUCAUUUCACAUUUUAUUAAAUUUCACACUUUUUAUUUGAAAUAUAUUGAGAUUUUCCUCUGGAGGAGCAGCGAGGAGAAAGUUUUGUCUUAUUUUCUGAGACUGUUACAGUUUUGGAAAAAUAAUGCUAAAAUAUUUUUUAAUUCUUUAAAAUCAGAAAAAUUAUGAUCUGAAUUUGACUGAUAUUUGACUUUUUUUUUUUUUACUUUCAUUCAACAUUUUCUCAUGUUGUUAUUUUAAAAGUACAGAAACAGGUCAGACUCACACAGACGUCUGCAGACUCUUAAUAUUCUGUGUGAUUCAUGUUUUUGCUUUUUGCUCAGUUUCACUUUUAUUUUCCUGAGGUUUCUUUCUAUUUUUGUUAAUUUUUCCUUUAAAAAAAUCACAUAUUUUUUGGACAAAAUUCUGUGUCCGCUCUGACUUUUCCCCGGAGUUCUGCUACGGUUUCAGACUUUUGUCUACGGGAAUUUUAUUUGUGCUUUUUCCACAAAUUGUUUUGCUUCUUGUUUCUUUUUCCAGAAUAAAAUCUACAUUAAAACAUUUUAGUUUUGUUCAAAUGUUUUACUUUCAAUAUCCCUGAUUCUCUCAGACGUUUCACACUUUUGAUCAAAUAUUUUGGAGAAAUUAUUAUUCUUAUUAUUUACAGUGAGAUAUUUUUCCUUUUGAAUUUUUGAGUAAAAUUCUUGGUGUCACAUUUUUUUCCUUGUUUGAAUUUUUCUUCUGGAAUUUGUCAAAUCCACAUUUUACUCAAAACAUUUUUCCUGUUUUUUGGGAUUUUUUUUUUUUGUCUUUCUCUGGUCCACUUUUGUCUCUGGUCCUGGUCUUUAGUCCUGGUCUCUGGUCCUGAUCCAGUCUUGAGAUGUUUUCUGUCCCGGAGCCUGUGUCUCGAGGAGGAGUGUCGUCUCUGAAAGAGGAGCCUCUGAGCGUGCGCUCCUGGAUGCACUCCAGUGGGGUCCUGGACUCCAACACAGCAGCACAAAGCGGCGUGGGUUUGGCUCGUGCUCACUUCGAGAAACAGCCUCCGUCCAAUCUGAGAAAAUCAAACUUUUUUCACUUUGUUUUGGCGCUUUACGAUCGUCAGGGGCAGCCGGUGGAGAUCGAACGCACAGCGUACUGUGACUUCAUCGAGAAAGAGAAGGAGGUGAGCGGAGAAAAGACCAACAACGGCAUUCACUACAGACUGCAACUGCUCUACAGCAAUGGCGUUCGGACGGAGCAGGACCUGUACGUGCGUCUCAUCGACUCCAUGACCAAACAGCCGAUCAUUUACGAGGGGCAGGACAAAAACCCAGAGAUGUGUCGUGUUCUCCUGACUCAUGAAAUCAUGUGCAGUCGUUGUUGUGAUAAAAAAAGCUGCGGCAACAGAAAUGAGACGCCCUCCGACCCAGUCAUCAUCGACAGGUUUUUCCUAAAGUUCUUCCUGAAGUGUAACCAGAACUGUCUGAAGAAUGCAGGGAACCCGAGAGACAUGAGGCGAUUCCAGGUGGUGGUGUCGACCACAGUGAACGUCGAUGGACACGUUUUGGCCGUGAGCGACAACAUGUUCGUCCACAACAACUCCAAACAUGGCCGCCGCGCCCGCCGCCUCGAUCCGUCUGAAGCAGCCACUCCGUGCAUUAAGGCCAUCAGUCCCAGUGAGGGCUGGACCACAGGGGGCGCUACAGUCAUCCUCAUAGGAGACAACUUCUUCGAUGGCCUCCAGGUGGUAUUUGGGACGAUGCUUGUGUGGAGUGAGCUGAUCACGCCUCACGCCAUCCGAGUGCAGACUCCGCCCCGACACAUCCCUGGGGUCGUGGAGGUCACUCUGUCCUACAAGUCCAAGCAGUUCUGCAAAGGAGCUCCAGGGAGGUUUGUCUAUACAGCUCUGAAUGAACCCACCAUCGACUACGGCUUCCAGAGACUCCAGAAAGUCAUCCCCCGACACCCAGGAGACCCCGAGAGAUUACCCAAGGAGGUGCUGUUGAAGAGAGCGGCUGAUCUGGUGGAGGCGCUGUACGGGAUGCCCCACAGCAACCAGGAGAUGAUUCUUAAACGAGCCGCAGACAUCGCAGAGGCUCUGUACUCGGCUCCUCGGAGUCACGCUCAGAUUCCGGCUCUGGGAAACUCACCCCACGGCAUGAUGGGAGUUCAGUCCUUCAGCGCUCAGCUGCCCAACGACAACAACCAGGGAGGAUACACUCGUGGGUCUAACAGCGUCUCUCCUCGCGGUUAUGCUCCGACUUCAACUCCUCAGAACUCAAACUACAGCGGCAGCGUCAACGGCUACAACAACAACAUGAGCCCGGGGUUUAUCAACGGGAACUCCUCCUCUCCUUACGCAAUGGUCCCCUCCAGUCCUCCGAUGGCCGUGUCAAACUGCUCCUCGUCUCACGGAGUUUUCUCAUUUUCGGUGAAACAGAAAAGCGCCUUUGCUCCCGUUGUCAGGGCGACCGCAUCACCUCCGCCCCCCCAGGGUUGUCCCGGCAACGGAGCCAACAGCAGCGCCGCCAUGCAAGCCAUGUCGGGUUUGGUGCCGCAGAUGUGACACGCCCCUUUUUUCCCCUGACCCGUCCAAUCACGU
Periophthalmus magnuspinnatus is the source of this 3240-nucleotide messenger RNA. Its product is annotated as transcription factor COE3-like. Bases 1540 to 3204 code for a protein of 554 amino acids. Gene Ontology annotation, molecular function: RNA polymerase II cis-regulatory region sequence-specific DNA binding; DNA-binding transcription factor activity, RNA polymerase II-specific. Lineage: Eukaryota; Metazoa; Chordata; Actinopteri; Gobiiformes; Gobiidae. The record is from RefSeq and is a predicted model, not a curated record. The transcript is spliced from 16 exons. Gene Ontology annotation, biological process: regulation of transcription by RNA polymerase II.